Molecule: messenger RNA, 1333 nt
Organism: Triticum aestivum (bread wheat)
Lineage: Eukaryota; Viridiplantae; Streptophyta; Magnoliopsida; Poales; Poaceae
Exons: 2
Coding region: 50-886 (278 amino acids)
Source: RefSeq, a predicted model, not a curated record
GCGAUCCACCAAUCUCGUCAGAGAGAAAUGGAGCCAUGGGGGAGAAGCGAUGGGUCCAGCGCCAAGAAGCCCAUGGCUCAGCCCAUGGCCGCCCUCGGCGCCGAACUCCUCGGGAAGAUACUCCGCCGCCUCCCCGACAUGGCGUCGCUCGCCAGCGCCGCCCGCGUCUGCAACCGCUGGGGCCGCGUGGCCUCCAACCCCGCCGUCUUCCGCCGCUUCGGCUCCCUCCGCAGGCCCCCGCACCGAUCGCGGCCGCGAGACGUUCCCCCUCUACUGCUCUGAUAUCUGCUUCAUCAAGGCCCCCUCGCGCAACAACCCCGAGCUGGCCUCCGCCGCGGCGGACGGCGACUUCUACUUCAUGCACCACCCCGAGGUCGACGACGAUGAGGAGUGGCGCCUCCGUGGCUGCAACGGCGGCUUCCUCCUCUUCUCUCUCGGCCGCUACAGCACGGACCUCGCGGUGUACGACCCUCUCGACCGGACCGCCGUCUUCUUCAAGCCGCCCCACGACUUCCGCCCGUUCCGCUACGCCAUCGUCGCCGACGAGGCCGACGCCUCGUUCCAGGUCAUCACCAUACAGCCCGAUCCCUGGGGCAACGAGGCCUCAGUCGUCUUCUCCUCCCGCACCCGCAGCUGGGUCAAGAAUGGCUCGCUGCGCUACAGAUUUGCCUGGCCCUACACCGACGGCAUUGCCGCCGGGCGGUUCGCUUACUGGCGGUCCGAUGGUUAUUAUUGCGGAGCGAAAGAGGAGAUAUUGGUGGUUGUGGUCGUACAUAACCGUGCCGGUCCCUGUCGGCGAAUCCUACUGCGUGGCGCACAUGGCGGAGCACGGCGGGCUGUGCUUCGUGUCCAGCAAGGAGCAAUGCGUGCUGCUCUGGGUCCGUGACGCCAAUGGUGGAUGGGUGGUCAAGCAGGAGGUCUCGCUGCUGACUCAGUUUCCCUCCCUGAGAAGGCUUCGUCGUGACCAAUGGAUGAAGAGGGUGCGCAUCCUGGCAAUGAAAGCUGGCUAUGUCUACAUGGAGUUCUGGUCCAUAAGGAAGACUGACUCCUAUUUUCUUGUGCUCAAUCUCAACACCGUCAAGCUGGAAAUAUUUCUCAACAAUGGGCUCAACAAUGAGGGUAAGCCUUACAGAGGCCCUGCUUUUCCGUUCUUUCUGCGGAUGGCACCUCUGCCUGCCGCAGAUGAUGACGAGAAGCUUCAAGAUGCUUGAUAACAUGGACUAGGUCAAGUUGCUAGAAGUAACUUAAUUUGGAGCAUGAGGGCAUCAUCCACUCAUCCUGUCGAAAUGGAACUGCAGCAGCAGAUUGGCACAUGUUUUCUGUUUGUCAUGGG